Molecule: messenger RNA, 471 nt
Organism: Aspergillus pseudotamarii
Lineage: Eukaryota; Fungi; Ascomycota; Eurotiomycetes; Eurotiales; Aspergillaceae
Exons: 1
Coding region: 92-349 (85 amino acids)
Source: RefSeq, a predicted model, not a curated record
AAAAAAAAUAUCAAAUUUGAGAUUUGGGGGUUCUGGAUUCUUAUAUCUCAUCUUUUCUACUUUAUUUUGUUUCCGGGCUGGUGGAUGAAAAAUGUUUCUUUUUACUUUUAUAACUCUGGGAUUUACACUUUAUUUACAUCGGUGCUUUUACUAUACAAGGGUUUGUUCCUGUUUUUCUUUUUUUUGGUUUGGAACACCUGUCGAUGAUGCAUGGGAUAUCACUUCUUACUCUCCAACCAACUUCUCAGGCAGAAAGGCUUGUGAGAUGUCAGGCACCCAUGAGCUCAUGUUCAUGACCUGCAUCGCUUCCCAGCCUUCCUUGGUGGUAGUUCUGGUGCUCGAUGCGUAGCUUACUCGGCUCUAGUGUUGGCGAUGUCUCUUCCUGGUUAUCUAUUUUUUAGUUAACGGGGAGUUUUAAAUCCACUGCUAGCAGACCAGUACGCACCAGAAAGCCCUCUACUCCAACUCCUA